Molecule: messenger RNA, 672 nt
Organism: Nicrophorus vespilloides
Lineage: Eukaryota; Metazoa; Arthropoda; Insecta; Coleoptera; Silphidae
Product: CRISP/Allergen/PR-1-like
Exons: 5
Coding region: 1-618 (205 amino acids)
Cellular component (GO): extracellular region
Source: RefSeq, a predicted model, not a curated record
AUGUCUCUUAAACAACUGCUAAUCUUCGUGUUAAUUGUUGCCUUUACUGUAGGCAACAAAUGCCCAUCCGGCGGUAAAAUCUAUGAAAGAGGAAUCAGCGAAGGAGGAAUCAAAGAAAUUGUUGAUGACCAUAACUAUUACAGAACUUUGAUUGCCAAUGGGAAGGUGAAAAAUCAACCGAGAGGUGUUAACUUGAAAAGAUUGGUAUAUGAUAAAGCUUUGGCUUCGAAGGCUCGAACAAUAUCCGACACUUGCGACUUCAAUCAUAUAACAAUCAAAGAUGAUCGUUGGAAAGUUGGUCAGAAUUUAGCAAGGGUUAUGAGCAAUAAAUUGGAGGAGAAACCUGUUCAGGAUUGGAAAAAAAUUAUUACAACUUGGUUCGAUGAACAUAAGCUUUUCGUUUUUCCUAACAUCACGUCACCUAAGACAGGUCACUAUAGCCAAGUGGUUUGGGCCAACAGCAAGUUUAUUGGAUGCGAUUUCGUCUAUUACUACGACGUUGACAAACCUAAAUCACCAUACACCAAACUCUACACAUGCAACUACGGACCUGGUGGAAACGUCAAAGGAGAGGCGCCUUAUAAAACAGGAAAAUCAGGAUGCGAGAAUUUAUGCUAAAAAUGUAAACAAAUCAGUUUUUUUUUUUGAGAAAUAAAAAGUUUAGAUUUUCCU